GCACAGCCUCAUCACUGAAUGCCCAACAAGAUGGGGCUCUACUGAAAUGAUGAUAGCCAGGGUGCUAGAGCAGCUCAAAGCUAUUACUCAUGUUCUGUCAGGUGACCGAUAUGCACGCUCCCUCAUUCCUACCUGGCAGGAUAUUGAGGUGUUAGAAUCUGUCCACAAAGCACUUCAUCCUCUCCUAGAAUUUACAGAUGCUCUCUCUGGGGAGGAAUAUGUGAGCAUCUCUUACCUCAAACCAGUUCUUAACCUUCUGACCACAUCAGUGCUGGCUGAAGACCAAGAGGACACUAACUUGACCAGGUCAAUCAAAACUAAGGUCCUGGGUUACCUCAAUGAGAAAUACAGUGACCACAGCAUCCAGGAGCUUUUGGAUGUUGCAUCCUUUCUGGACCCCAGGUUCAAAACCCAGUACAUCACUGCCGACAACAUUCCAGCUAUUAAGACCCGAAUCAAGAACGAAAUGCUGGAAUCAGCAAGGCGUACACAUAACCAGGAGAAGAGAGCUCGGAUCGAAGCCACUCCGAGGCCUCCAAGUGCGGUGCCAUGUGGUGAAAAAGUCAAGAAAUCUCUGGGCAGCUUUUUCAAGGCUGCUGCGGCUUCUUCAUCUGCUCCUGUGCAACUUGAAGAUGCCACUGAAGCAGAGUUAAACAGUUACCUCAUGACCCCCACCAUUGAUGGAGAAGAGGACCUGUUAGCCUGGUGGAAGGUGCACAAGAUUAACUUUCCACGACUCUGCAACAUGGCCCGCAAGUAUCUUUGUGUCCCUGCCACAAGUGCUCCAUCAGAGCGUCUCUUCAGCACUGGAGGUAAUAUCGUGACUUGCACUCGUUCAUCUUUAAAACCAGCCAAAGUUGACAUGCUGGUAUUCCUCGCCAAAAAUAUGUAAGCUCCAAAGAACUAUACAAAGAAACUUUACGACUAAUA
This is a messenger RNA of Acanthochromis polyacanthus (spiny chromis), 930 nucleotides long. RefSeq names its product E3 SUMO-protein ligase ZBED1-like. Bases 47 to 892 code for a protein of 281 amino acids. Gene Ontology annotation, molecular function: protein dimerization activity. The transcript has 2 exons. Lineage: Eukaryota; Metazoa; Chordata; Actinopteri; Pomacentridae. The record is from RefSeq and is a predicted model, not a curated record.